GCUUUACCCACUAAAAUUAUUGUAAUAAUUUAGUUUGCUCUGAAUCCUUGUCUUGGUACGAUUUGAGCUUCAGGAGGUGGCAUUUUGAUAAGCCUUGUCCAUCCAUUGCGAAUCUGAUCAGUUCGGUAAUUUCUAGUUCGAAUAAAAUUCAUGAUACUUUCAUAAAAAAUAAGUUUGAGCAAGGCCAAGCUUUGAUCAAUAUGAGUAUGGUCGCUUCAUGAGGACCUCUCGGCUUGAUCUGCAGUCUUGGGUGUAAACAUCACGCUUAUUGUUAACAUUUGGAAAGAAGGAAUCGUGCAAUAGAAAUACUUCAUAAAAAGUGUUACUUAGUUUAAUAGCAAUCUCUUCCACAACAAAAUUUUGGCUGAAAGAGAGCCUUGGAGACCAAUUUUAUUAUGAGCAAAGAGGAUGAAAGCGUAUGGAGAAUACUCUUAAGUACCAAAUCAUCAGACUCUUAUGUAUUGUUGCUCUCGACAACUAAAUUAACUGACCAGCUCAUAGAUGAAUCGAACACAGUGUAUAAUACGAAUUUAGGUUAGCAGCUAAUUCUCCAUAAUUUUAAAGAAGCUUUAGAAUUUUUCUGAAAAUGAAAUUAGAUUUGAAAAUACCAAGUUUAAUUAUUUCCGACUUAAAGUCUUCUGAAUGCAUCACUUUGGCAUUAUGACCCUGAUUUAGAUAUUCAGGUUUUGUUAAUACUUCCUUACUUAUGCAUUUGUUAUUUGAGAAUUUGAACCCCAAAUCAUGGAAGACCUUGUAUAUACCCUUCAACACAAAUAUUAGGCUACAUAUUUGUAUGCGAAGGAGCUUCUCACAAUUCUUUGCUAAUAAAUUAGUUAUCGAAUAUGGAAAAAUCGACAUUUUUAAUAAUGCUAUAAAUUUAGUUAAGUUAACUAAUCAGGGCAAAUAUACAAACUUGUACUGAGUUUAAUUAAGUCUCGAUAAGAUUGGGAUAACCUCAGCUGAUUCUGCAUCUUUUCGAAUAUGUUGCAAAUUAUAAAGUAAAUUUUAGAUUCAUGCUAACAAAAGUAGAGUCUCGUUAUAUUCUAAAUCAUAGCUUCUACCAAGUCUCAUAUUUGAAGAGUCUCUCAAAUGCCUUUUUGUGAUGCUUUGAUUCAAUAUAUUAGCUCUGGAUGUGUUGUAUUAGAAGUAAAAACGUCCACAUUUCAUUCUUGCACUGUCUGGUAGAGUAGAUUUAUCUCAGAAAGAGUUUAAUGGGAGAACGAGCUUAACACCAUUUUGUAUAAACUACUAAUU
Molecule: messenger RNA, 1254 nt
Organism: Moneuplotes crassus
Lineage: Eukaryota; Ciliophora; Spirotrichea; Euplotida; Euplotidae
Source: the annotation of a GenBank genome assembly